Heterocephalus glaber (naked mole-rat) is the source of this 2336-nucleotide messenger RNA. It is a transcript of the gene Lctl, whose product is annotated as lactase like. NCBI's taxonomy places the organism in Eukaryota, Metazoa, Chordata, Mammalia, Rodentia, Bathyergidae. Gene Ontology annotation, biological process: carbohydrate metabolic process. Gene Ontology annotation, molecular function: hydrolase activity, hydrolyzing O-glycosyl compounds. The record is from RefSeq and is a predicted model, not a curated record.
CUGGCACCAGAGUGGGUCCUGGGGGGAAGGAGUCCUCCUGACCGCAGCGUGGGUGGCCCCUGCUGGGGAGGGGUGGCCUGGGCACCUGGCCCAGUGGGGAGUGUUGGGUUGCAGGACUCGGGGCUGGGCCCCAUCAGGCUGGGACCACUGAGAGGCACAAGACAGGAGCCAGGCCGGGGAGAGGCCACUUGGGAGCCUCAGCCUUCCAACCAGGAGGUGCUUGAGCCCAGCCCUGUCCCUGGCACAGUGUGAUCCGGGAAUGGGGCCCAGCACCAGCUCAGCCCCUGCGGCAGGGACAGAGACUGUGCCCACCCCCUCCUGUCCCCGUCCUCCUGGCUGUCAUCCCAAACAGGGACGUGGCCGGACCUGUGAGCUACAUGGACGCUUUUUGCAGGUUUGGAGGAGCGCCCUGUGCCAUGAAGCUGGUGCAGGCUGCCGCCCUCUGGUGGGCGCUAAUGCUGCUGCCUGGGCUGGGCACUGGAGGGAAGGAAGCCCCAGGAGAGGCGUCCUUCUACUAUGGGACUUUCCCACCGGGCUUCUCCUGGGGCGUGGGCAGCUCUGCCUACCAGACAGAGGGUGCCUUGGACCAGGAUGGGAAGGGACCCAGCAUCUGGGACGCCUUUACGCACAGCAGGAAGGGACAGGUGCUCGGGGACAAGACCGCAGACUUGGCCUUCGAUGGCUACUACAAGGCCCAGGAGGACGUCCUGCUGCCGAGGGAGCUGCGCGUCCACCACUACCGACUCUCCCUGUCCUGGCCCCGGCUCCUGCCCACAGGCGUCCGAGCCGAGCAGGUGAACGAGUAGGGGAUCAAGUUCUAUAGCGACCUCACUGAUGCCCUCCUGAGCAGCAACGUCACCUCCAUCGUGACCCUGCACCACUGGGAUCUGCCGCAGCUGCUCCAGGCGAGGUUCGGGGGGUGGCAGAAUGCCAGCAUGGCCGGCUACUUCCAGGACUACGCCGACCUGUGCUUUGAGGCCUUUGGGGACCGCGUGAAGCACUGGAUCACAUUCAGCGACCCUCGGGCCAUGGUAGAAAAGGGCUACGAGACAGGCAAGCACGCGCCCGGCCUGAGGCUGCCUGGCACCGGCCUGUACCAGGCGGUGCACCACGUCCUCAAGGCCCACACCUACACCUGGCAUUCGUAUGACAGCAGGUGGCGCAGCCGGCAGCAAGGCCUGGUGGGGAUUUCGCUGAACUGUGACUGGGGGGAACCCUUAGACAUCAGUGACCCCGGGGACAUAGAGGCUGCUGAGCGAUACCUGCAGUUCUGCCUGGGCUGGUUCGCCAACCCCAUCUAUGCCGGCGACUACCCCCAAGUCAUGAAGGAGCGCAUCGGAAGAAAGAGCACAGAGCAGGGCCUGGAUCGGUCUCGGCUGCCAGCGUUCUCCCGCCAGGAGAAGGGCUACAUCGAAGGCACCUCUGACUUCCUGGGACUGGGUCAUUUCACCACACGGUACAUCACUGAAAGGAACCGCCCCUCUCUCCAGGGGCCCAGCUACCAGAACGACCAGGACUUGGUUGAACUUGUUGACCCAAGUUGGCUGGAUUUGGGGUCUCAAAGCCUCCAUUCCGUACCGUAGGGGUUCAGGAGGCUCCUCCACUUUGCUCAGACUCAAUAUGGCAAUCCUUCCAUAUACGUGGCAGAAAAUGGAACAGCUCAAAAGUUACAUUGUACACAAUUAUGUGAUGAGUGGAGAAUUCAAUACCUUAAAGGAUACAUCAAUGAAAUGCUGAAAGCCCUGAGAGACGGUGCUAACGUAAAAGGGUACACUUGCUGGUCUCUACUGGAUAAGUUUGAAUGGGAGAAGGGCUACACAGACAGAUACGGACUCUUCCACGUGGACUUCACCGCCAGAAGCAAGCCUCGCUACCCCAAGGCUUCAGCUCACUUCUACAAGAAGAUUGUUGCGGCCAACGGGUUUCCCGGGCCCAGAGAGGUGCAGAGCUGGUGCCAGGAAGCCUUGGAGACUUGCUCUGUCAGCACCCAGAUGCGCACUGCAGAGCCUCUGCUGAAGCACAUGCGCCUGGCCUCGGAGAUCACGGUGCCCACGGUUUGCGCCCUCUGCGUGCUCAUCGCAGCGAUGCUGCUCAUGGUCCUGCUUCGGGGCCUGCGCUGAGACCAGCACUGAUCCCGGGGCAGCUGCACCUCAGGGAGAUCCUCAGACCUGUCCUCUCUGCUGCACGGGAUGGGACGUUGCACACGUGUCUGUUGCAAGGCUCUGGGCUAACAGCUUUCUUUUUUCCUCUUUUUCAUAUGUGCUAGGAUUUAAGAUUAGAAAAAAAAAUAGUGUGAAUGAAAUAAAACUCACCUGUGAUCUCUCCUCUCCUAAGGA